Messenger RNA from Lecanosticta acicola, 1173 nucleotides. NCBI's taxonomy places the organism in Eukaryota, Fungi, Ascomycota, Dothideomycetes, Mycosphaerellales, Mycosphaerellaceae. The record is from the annotation of a GenBank genome assembly.
AUGGCCGACCCCAAAGUCCCUCGCACCCCCAAAUGGCCGACUCACAACGCUCCUCGCGUCUGGUUUCUGACCUGCGCCAACAGUCCCAUCGGCAUCUCGCUAUGCCGACACCUCAUUGCACAUGGCGACUACGUGACCGCUGGAGUACAGCCGGCGGAGUUCGAGAGGGAGGAGGAGCGCAGCCGAGAUUUCAAGGACUUCCUAGAGGAACUGGCAUCUCCCUCGGCAGCGAGAGAUGGACUCGAAGAUGGAAAGAGUAAGGAAGAGCUAAGCGAGAAAGACCGAGAGAAGGUAGAAAAGGAAAAGAGAGAGAAAGAGCUUUACCGGAGUCGUCUACGCGUCGUAGCGUUGGACGUGAGAAUCAGGGGACAAUGUCAGUCGGCGGUCGCUGAAGCCGUGCGCUGCUUUGGUCGCGUAGACAUACUCUUCUGUUGCCAAUCGGAGGUGGUCGUGGGCACCAUAGAGGAGCUAUCUCAGAGCCCACGGACGUUGAGCCUGGUAAAAGACCAGUUCGAGACCAACUUCUUUGGACCCGUCAACAUUAUCAAGGCCACAUUACCCGUGUUUAGGUUGAAGAAGAAUGGUCACAUCGUCCUGCUGACUGCUGUGACUGGACAUCUAGGCACGCCCGGACUAGGUAUGUACUGCGCGAGCCAGUGGGCUAUCGAGGGUUAUUGCGACAGUCUGGCCUACGAGAUUGCUCCGUUCAACAUCAAGAUGACCAUCGUGCAGCCGAACAUGGAGAUCAACGUUCUGACGCACCGUAUCACCUCGGCUCCGCCAAUGGCCUGCUAUACGGACGAAAACAAUCCAGCACCACUAUCAAGGAACAUCCUGUCGUCCCUUCUGGAUCGCAUUGAAGGCUCCGACGAACCGACUACUGGGGAUCAACUACAUUCCAACGAAGUUACUAGCCUCUAUCCGCCAUUGAACAGGGGAAUGAAGGAGCGCCUUGUAGCAGAGACGGUCCACGCGGUGGCUGCAAUCGGUGGCCAUGAUAAUCCACCAGCGCGCCACAUCGUCGGAUUGGAGGGCAUUACGACUGUCAAAGAGAAGCUGAAGACUGUCAGUGAGGAGCUCGAAGAGUUCGUCGAGUGCAGCGGCGCAGUCGAUAUCGAGAAGACGGGCGAUGGCAAUUCAACUCCCGGCCAAGGCAACGCACUCCCUGGCUGA